AUGGAGCAGGAUGGCCAGAAGAGGGAGGCGGAGGAGACGGAGUUCCACCCGGCGAGCUUCCCUACCCUCUGCGCCAACAACUGCGGCUUCUUCGGGAGCUCCGCCACCAACAAUCUCUGCUCCAAAUGCUACAAGAACGCUUUCCUGAGCAAGUCCCAGGCCCUCGCGCUAGAGACCGUCGCAGCAGCGGCGGCGGCGGCGGCGGCGUCCCAGCCGGCGCCGGAGAAGAAGAUCGUCGACGAGAUCGGCAUCGAAGAGGAGGAGAAGAAGAAACCCUGCGAUGAGGACGAGCUCCCGGGGGAUGCAUCCGCGGGGAAGAAGAAGAAGAAGCCUGCAAAUCGGUGCAGCUUCUGCAACAAGCGGGUGGGGCUGAUGGGAUUCAACUGCCGCUGCGGCGACGUCUUCUGCUCCCUCCAUCGCUACUCAGACAAGCACGACUGCCUCUUCGACUACAAAGGUGCCGGGCAGGACGCCAUCGCCAGGGCCAACCCCAUCGUGAAGGCGGACAAGGUCGAGAAGAUCUAA
This is a messenger RNA of Spirodela intermedia, 525 nucleotides long. The record is from the annotation of a GenBank genome assembly. NCBI's taxonomy places the organism in Eukaryota, Viridiplantae, Streptophyta, Magnoliopsida, Alismatales, Araceae.